AUGCUGCUAGACGCUGGGGCUAAACCAGACGCCGUCGACGGCGAUGGAAACACGCCCCUUCUCACCGCUGCCAAGACGGGAGCAGCCGUGCUGUGCGAGAUCCUUCUCGCUCGUGGAGCAGAUCCUCGCGCCAGGAACAAAUCGGGAUCGAACGCCCUGCUUUUAGCGGUGGAUGGAGACAAUUCUGCUGAGAACUCGGCAUGCGUACAGGUUCUUCUAGAUGCAGGUUCGGACCCUCACGAGACCGGACCGGAUGGAACUGUUGCCCUGCACGUGUCGGCUCACAAGGGACAGACAGAGGUUUUGUGGUCCCUCCUCCAGCACGGGGCACGCGUUGAUGUUGCGGAUGUCUCUGGCCUGACGCCACUCGCGUACGCCGUGAGCAAUGACCACGGGGAUGCUACAGGCCUCCUUUGCGACUACGGAGCAAACCUGGACUUGGUGGACGCCGCCGGUCGGACAGCUCUUCACGUGGCCUCCCAAGAUGGGAAGGUCAACGCAUUGGCCGAGCUUCUCGGGAGGUCGGUCAACGUCGAUGCCAAGGACGCCAUGGGAGAGACUGCUCUUCACUACGCAGCCUACUCGGGGAAGGUUGAGGCGGUGCGAGCGUUGCUAGAGACUGGCGCCGACCCGUCUUUGCAGAGCCUGAGAGGGGACAACGCGGCGCAUAUCGCGUCAAGGGCAGGAUAUGUUGAGAUUGUCCGAGCUUUGGUGGAAUAUGAUGUUCGCAUCGGACAGAGGAACUGGCAGGAGUACACCCCCUUCGGCGAGGCGAGGAUGAACAAUCACUCCCAGGUGGCCGAGUUCCUCUCAGGCAGCUUUGUUCGGCUCGGGGGUAAAGGUCCCUCGCUGGGCGGAAACAACGGCGCAAGCACGACGAUUGCUGAGCUGGACGAUGCCCAACAGCAGCAGCAGGGUGGGAAUGAGGCACGUGGGUGGGACAAGGAGAUGGAAGACAAGGUCCAAGGGUGGGAGACGGAGUGGGAUCAAGACAAACAGAGGUUCUACUACGUCAACGCUGAAACGGGCGAGACCAGCUACACGGCGCCGUUUAAGAUAUCCGCGGAUCGAGUCGAAGAGUUGAGGGAAGGCGCCGAGGUGGAGUAUCUCCGAAAAGUGGCCCCAGUAAACGGUGAAAGCCUGCUUGGGCUCUCCGACUACAGGGAGGCUUUCCAGGAAGAGAAAACGGAACUGGACACGCACAAGCUCAGACAUCAGGCGGCCGUAGUGAUUCAAUCGUGUUGGAGGGCUCGGAUGGCCAGGAUUGAGGCGAACCGCCGUCGAAAGGAACGAAGAUGCGCCAGCGUGAUUAAUCGGCAAAUGCGACGGUUUUUGGGGAGAUGUCGGCGAAAACGCUUGGGGCAAGUGAUGUCGGCGUGCCUGAUGCUGCAGAAGAUCGUCCGAGGAUGCAUGGCCAGGCGCCGACACCGCGAGGGCGAGGCGGAGAUGAAACGCUUGCGGGACGCCAACACCCUGAACCGCCUGGUGACGAGAGUCUACAGAGGACACCUGUACGGUAGAAGGCCGGCCAGACAACUCAGGGCGCAACGGGAGGCGUCUUGGUGGGGUCCUUCGGAGUGGGAGGCGGCUCGGCACGAUGCCGGCGAUCCUUUGCGAACGUUCUUUGGUUGGACUGGCCAGUGGGAGGCCUACCUUCUCCAAGGCUCCGUGGACGUGAUGUUCUACAGAAACGCCGCCUCGGCAGAAUACACCUGGGACUUGCCGGAGGAGUGGCAAUCGCAAGACGCCUUCGAUUUCUACCAAAGAGAGCACACCCGCAUACACGGGUUCACCGCGGAGGAAGCUGAGGCGGCAACGUUGCUCCAGAAGGCGUGGAGAGGAAAGACUUCUCGGAACCACUUCAACCUUUUGAUGCGCGCACAGAAGAUUUGCAAGGGUGCGGAAGCGGCGUACCUCGCAGACCCGGACAACUUGCGCAGCCAGAUCAAUUACAUCCUCUUCACGCACGUCAUUGACAAGGACUACAACCGUUCUCGAAUCCUCUACACAACCGCUUUGGCGGCUAUGGAGCAGCGAGGUCCGGACGUGCAGCUGCUGCUCUUUGCCUUCGCCAUCUUCUGCUUUGUUACGAGGGAGGAGGACUUCGUGUCGAUUCUUGCUACGGUUGAGCGGGCCAUCGAAGCAGGGGCGGCGAGGGAUGAUGCCGAUGGCAUUGGCCGUCGCUGGCCUCCCGAGAGCUACACGUCAAGGCGAAACCCGAAGCGGUUUGCGCUGGCGGAGGCCGGAUUCUUCCGCUUCGCCGCGUACAACACCAACGAUGCCGAAUCGUGGCACAACUACGCGGCCUGCAGGCAGCUGGCCUACGGCGACUACGCUGGCGCUUCGGAGUGCUACUUGAAGGCCAUCGAGAAGAACCCCAAGGACCCUAAACUGCAGGCCAACUACCAGACCUUGAUGGACACAUUCCCAGAACACUCUCAGGGGAGCAGCACCUUCGAGAGCCUCAGCACGCAUCACCAAUCGCAGGCGGAGAAUGACAAGAGACGACAGGACACGGCGUCGGCCAAGUUUUUACAACGACCCGAAGUAAAACAGGCAGUUAUCAAGAUCGAGCGCGCCUACCUCCGGAGUCGCCAACGACAGAUCGACAGGUUCGGCACUUACCUCGGACCCACGGGAAUGCUACUGCGUGAGGUUCAGGGUGAAGCGCUCGCGCAUCAACGGGAACACACGGCUAGCAGCCCAAGCAGCAACAAUCGUGGACGGCAACACGACCAGCGUCAGCAGUCGGUUCCACCACUACCUGCACUGUCAAACUCCUCAUCACCGGGGCGUGAGCCUCGUGGUCCUCUGUUGCUUCUUCCGCGAGCCGCUGGUUCCGCUCUAUCCGGAGAUGAUGGACGCAGCCAGGGUAGCAGUGCAAGCGCCCGUGUGCACCAAGGAGUGGAGAGGCCCUAUAUGACAGGUUCCGACACCUCCCGGAAAGAAUCCGGGCCAAUGGUGCCUGCUCUUUCGGGGCCGAGCUCUGAUUAUCCUUCGCGUUCUCUGGGAUUGGUACCUCCGGGGUGGGAUAUCGCCGAGGACGAUGCCGGGAACAAGUACUACUUCAACGCCGCCGCCGCUGGCAGAGAUUUUUCGACACAAGCAGCAGCAGUAGCAGGAGAUGCAGCCCACGGCCAGCUAUCGGGAGGGGAAACGGUCCACACUAGGCGAUAUUCGGAGAUAGCGGAAAGCAGCCAUGGUACCGAGAAGGAAGAAGGUGGAGAGCUGCCGGCCUUUCCAGCAGGCGACGCGGAAAACGCCACUACCGACGCAGGCUUGGCCGAACACGUUGGUGGCAGUGAACCUCCUCUUCCUCUUCCGGAUGGGUGGGAAGCUGUCGACGUGGGCGACGGGAGCAUUUACUACCACCACGUGCUCUCGGGGCUAACACAGUGGGAGGUGCCACGCGAAGAAGAGCCGCAUGAGAUCACAACCGCAAUGGCUGCUACACCACCAGACGGAAGCCCGUGGGAGGAGUUCAAGACCGAGGAAGGCGUGCCGUUCUGGUACAACUCUUCCACCGGCGAGAGCAGCUGGUCACCUCCCGGCCACCCCGCGGGUCGAUGA
Messenger RNA from Ectocarpus siliculosus, 3570 nucleotides. The record is from the annotation of a GenBank genome assembly. NCBI's taxonomy places the organism in Eukaryota, Phaeophyceae, Ectocarpales, Ectocarpaceae.